CCCCCAAAACGCAACGUUUUACAAAGCAACUAGCACCAUCAAUCAAACAUCUUCACAAUGUCCUCCUAAACAACAAAACAAACAUAGUUCUAUGCAUCAACAAAAUGGCAACAACCAAAACCAACCACCACGUACUCCAACUAAUCCUCUCCUGCCGCAAAAUCACCGCCCAAGUAACAAACCCCACAACCUCAUCCAUCAUCGCCAUGGCUUCCUCUUCCGAACAAGAGUUUCUCUCUCACAACCGCUCCGUCCUCAAUCGCUUCCCUAGAUCACACCGUUUCUGGGACGCCAAAAUCGCUUCUCGUGUUGGUGAGAAACUCGCUUUCCGUCUCAAAGAUAUCGGUAUCACCGGCGUUCAAAUCGAUGCUAAUGAAGAGUUAUCUCAUCCGUUACAUUAUCGUACGAUGGUUUCUCCUUUGUUCCGUUCUGUUCAACGUGUUUGUGUUCAUGUUUUCGGUGCUGAUAAUUUACCUUCCAUUUGA
Messenger RNA from Medicago truncatula (barrel medic), 485 nucleotides. RefSeq lists its product as uncharacterized. NCBI's taxonomy places the organism in Eukaryota, Viridiplantae, Streptophyta, Magnoliopsida, Fabales, Fabaceae. Gene Ontology annotation, biological process: translation. Gene Ontology annotation, cellular component: ribosome. The record is from RefSeq and is a predicted model, not a curated record. Gene Ontology annotation, molecular function: structural constituent of ribosome; 5S rRNA binding. The coding region runs from base 105 to 485 and encodes 126 amino acids. The transcript has a single exon.